AGCUUUCACCACUGACACGACGUUUUCCAUCACUGGCGGCAUCAAUAAAGUUCUGUUCUCUAUUGUUUUUAUUGAAUUUUGAUCAGUUUUUCCGGGUCAUAUAGCAUACGAUGGCGCCGCAGCCGGUGGUUACGGGGCUAUCUCCGAAGGAGGGUCCUCCUGGCACCCGCGUCAUCAUUCGCGGCGAAUUUCUGGGCACCCGGGUGCAAGAUCUAAUUGGUCUGAAAAUUUGCGGUUCCGAUUGCCUGCUGUCGGCGGAGUGGAAAUCACCCAAUAAAAUCAUCGCACGCACUGGUCCGGCGAAGGGAAAAGGCGACAUCAUAGUGACCACUUUGAGCGGUGGAGUGGGCACGUCCACGGUUCAGUUCCGUGCCUACCACGAGACCAUUGGUCCACUCAAGGAGUCCGCCGUCUGGAUCGAGGAGUCGCCCUCGCAAAAUUUUGCCUGGGGUCGACGCACCCUGGCCCAAUCCGGACUGACGCAGGAGGAUCCACUUGGACUAUCCAUCGAGGGUAACGAGCAGAAGAUCCCCGAGGACUUGCGCGAUCUCUUUCCCGAAGCCUGCGGGGAUCUGUCGCAGGAGCACUUCUCUCCGGCCUGGUUCCUGCUUGAGAAUCACCUGGCCACCUCCUUCGAGGAUCUCAAGGCGGGCCUGUCCUAUUUAAAACGGAAAGUGGAGAGCCAAAAGGAAGGUCAGCUUUCCUUCCUGAAGUCCAAUGCAGGCUCGGUGAUUGACCAGCUCGAUACGCUUAUGAACAUCCGGGACAAGCUGCAGGAGGAUGUCAAGCUGCACGGCAAUGAGACCCUAAAUAUCUUGGAAACGUCCAUAGAGAACUCCAUUAGCGAAUCGCAAAAGAUAUUCACGGAUGUCCUGGUGCGCAAAGAAAAGGCGGAUUCCACGCGGUCCGUUCUGUUCGCCCUGUCGCGGCACAAGUUCCUCUUCUGUCUGCCCAAUUCGGUGGACAGACGAGCCAAGGCGGGUGAAUACGACAUUGUGGUUAACGACUACUCGCGCGCCAAGAAUCUCUUUGGCAAGACGGAGAUUCCCAUUUUCCGUAAGGUGCUCGAGGAGGUCGACCACAGGAUCCUGUCCAUUAGGAAACAGCUGCACGAGAAGGUGGUCAAGAUGCCACAGAGCGUGGAGCAACAGAAGAAGCUCAUCAAGGCGCUGAUCAGUCUGGAACUACAGCAGAGCGGAACCCCCAUUGGCGAUAAACUGCGCAACAUCGAUCCCGCCUGGGACGCCAUCGAGGCCAGAGCCAAAUAUCUGGAGUGGACAUUUCGCCAGACUUUUGACCAGCACACCAGCAAGGAUUCGGGUGCGCAGGAAAAGGCCAAGAACAGGGAUUCCAGCCAGGCGCCCAAUCGGGUUAACUUCUGCGAGGAACUGUGCGACAUUGCCGCCUCCCAGCUGCCGGACUUGUGGCGUCUGGGCCAGCUAUACUUCACCGGCGAGCUACGCGGUCCUCAUGAUCCCAAGCCAGGGGAUUUCAAGCGAAUGGUUUUGAACGCCAUCGAGAAGUUCUGUGUCUACUUGAGGUUGGCCAUCCUCAUUGCCACGGAUCAGCGCGCCCUGCGUCAGUCCAGCGGUUUGGCUUGGCCCAUCGGCUCCGCAUCGGCAACACACCAGUUUCUACCCUGGAUUCCGCAGUGCCUGCGCUUCACGAGGAUAGCCUACGCCACGCUCAUAAGUCUGGAUCUGCCCUCGGAAGCGCUGGACAUCAUACAGAAACUGAUCGAUGAGGUGCGACUUUUCUGCUUCUCAAUUAUCUUCAAACGGGCCACGGAUCGGUGCAAAAAGCUGGGCAGCCAGGAGAGCUGGGAACUGGGCGUGGAGGAGUAUCCAGGUGCCACAUUGCUACCCGCCGCCUUGGAAGCAUUGCUUAUCGAAACGCUGGACGAGGUGCAGUCUGUGUGCAUGCAAAGGGAGACCCGGGAGGGCAAUCUCCUCGAGCCGCAGUCGGAUGGACAGAGAGAGGUGACACAGCGACUACAAGAAUUCCUAUCCGCGUUUAGCGCGGUGAUCGAGGAGCUGGCCUUUCACUCCCACGACGAGGAGACGCCCACCCACAAUGUGUCGCAGCUACUUGGAUUCCCCAACGCCCAGCAGCCAGAUUCGGUUGCUGGAAGCGGCGGAGCAGCGGCUGUGACCUGGGAGCAGCGCAUGCUCUGUUGCCUGGCCAACUACGCGUACUGCAACAAGAUCUUCUUCCCUCGCCUUGGUGACAUCUUCGUUCGCUACGGUUACCCGCUGCCCACGCUGGCAAUCGAAACUGCGCGCUACACGGUUAACCAGCUCUUUACCAAUCUUCUGGAGGAGUACGUCGAGCAUAAGGGCGAUCCGCUGGUCGGCACCAUCGAGCCCUCCAUGUAUCUGGGUCGUUUCCAGUGGGAUCACGAGAUGGAGAUCGGCCAGCUGCGUCCUUACGCUCACGAGUGCUGCGAUAAUUUGGUUGGUGUCUACUCCGAGAUCUACAGCAUCUCCCCGGCACUGCUGCGACCCAUCCUGGAGUCCAUUGUGCAAACAAUAUCCGAAGAGCUGGCCCGUCUGAUGAGCUGUGUCCAGCGGUUCAGCUUCACGGGAGCGAUUCAGGCCCACGUGGAUAUCCGUCUAUUGAGGGACUCCCUGGAAGGUUACGUCAAUGAGACUGCCAAGAACUACUUCAUGGAAGCGCUGGAGGCCAUCAAUCCGCCCCUGAGUGGCGAGCAGAAGCGAAAGGCGGACGAGAUUCUGGAGCGCGUCAAGCGGAACAUGCGUCUGCAGCUGCUCUGCUUUAGUGUCAAGGACCCCUAGGCACAUUCCACUGCAGGGCGCAGCCCAUGUAGAUAGCGUAUACUUUAACUAGCUUGUGAUUACCCGUGUUCUAGGGAUAAAUCUUUAUUCGAUUGCA
Molecule: messenger RNA, 2892 nt
Organism: Drosophila simulans
Lineage: Eukaryota; Metazoa; Arthropoda; Insecta; Diptera; Drosophilidae
Gene: Sec5
Product: exocyst complex component 2
Exons: 4
Coding region: 111-2795 (894 amino acids)
Biological process (GO): Golgi to plasma membrane transport; exocytosis
Cellular component (GO): exocyst
Source: RefSeq, a predicted model, not a curated record